AUGACGGGAAAUUCAACUUUAUCAUAUUUCAUUCUUGGAGCUUAUAUGUACACAGGACCUUUGAGAUACUUGUAUUUCAUGUUAACUGUGAUGUUGUACAUUGUUAUUGUUAUUUCCAACUCAUCACUCAUUGUGGUUAUCUGCAUGAACAGAAGCUUACAUGAACCUAUGUACCUUUUCCUGUGCAGCCUGUUUGUAAAUGAACUGUAUGGUAGUACAGGGUUGUUUCCAUUCCUUCUGCUUCAGGUCCUCUCUGACAUUCACACUGUUUCUAAACCUCUGUGCUUCCUGCAGAUCUUCUGUUUGUACACUUAUGCAAAUGUAGAGUUUUGUAACUUAGCCAUCAUGUCUUAUGACAGGUAUCUUGCUAUCUGUUUUCCUCUGCAAUAUAACACACGGAUGACGUCUAACAAGGCAGUUAUCUUUAUUAUUUUAAUAUGGUUUUAUUCAUUUGGGAAAUUUCUCAUUACUUUAUCUUUAAACAUCCGUUUGACAUUGUGUGGAAACAUCAUAAACAGUGUGGUCUGCAGAAACUACCUCAUAGUAAAGUUGGCCUGUUCUGACACAGAAGUGAAUAACAUUUAUGGACUUUUUGCCAUUUUUGUGUCGAUCACAGUCCCUCUGUUUCCAAUCCUUUUCUCUUACACCAAAAUCCUUAAAGUGUGUUUUUCUGGAUCCAAACAGACCCGACAGAAAGCCGUCAGUACCUGCACACCUCACCUCGUGUCUCUGCUGAACUUUUCUUUUGGCUGCUGCUUUGAAAUCCUUCAGAGUAGAUUUGAUAUGAAGCGUGUCCCCAACGUGCUGCGCAUCGUCCUCUCGCUGUACUUUGUGAUACUGCAACCUCUUCUGAAUCCUGUCAUGUUUGGAUUCCAAAUGUCUAAAAUACGAAACACAUGUAAACAUAUCUUCUUUUGUAAAAUGUUGUCUGGUCACAAAGAUCCUAUGCAGAUGUAA
Scomber scombrus (Atlantic mackerel) is the source of this 957-nucleotide messenger RNA. Its product is annotated as olfactory receptor 11A1-like. Gene Ontology annotation, biological process: G protein-coupled receptor signaling pathway. The transcript has a single exon. NCBI's taxonomy places the organism in Eukaryota, Metazoa, Chordata, Actinopteri, Scombriformes, Scombridae. The coding region runs from base 1 to 957 and encodes 318 amino acids. Gene Ontology annotation, molecular function: G protein-coupled receptor activity; olfactory receptor activity. The record is from RefSeq and is a predicted model, not a curated record. Gene Ontology annotation, cellular component: membrane.